Molecule: messenger RNA, 2458 nt
Organism: Cryptococcus deneoformans JEC21
Lineage: Eukaryota; Fungi; Basidiomycota; Tremellomycetes; Tremellales; Cryptococcaceae
Product: allantoin permease, putative
Exons: 12
Coding region: 590-2230 (546 amino acids)
Biological process (GO): transmembrane transport; nucleobase transport
Cellular component (GO): plasma membrane
Molecular function (GO): nucleobase transmembrane transporter activity
Source: RefSeq, a predicted model, not a curated record
GCAUCGCCUAGACGUCUAUUACGAUCUUGCUCGAAGAGAGAAAGUCAGUUGGCGAGGACUUUAUAAAGUCUUCAAAAUCCAAAUAUCUUCCUCGCCUUCCGAAGAAACUUGGGCUACCCCUUCGACCAGGCAUCCUGAUAAGGAACGCAACAACAGAGCGCUUUUUGUUCUCUUCCGUUUUGAGUUCUCACCGGUAUCACAAGAAAGAAAGUCUUUCGACAUUUCACACCUAUUUUCUGUGAGGCUGUCUCGAUCUUAUAUUGCUUGGAAGCCCUUCGCUUUGAUCUUUGAGACUCAUAGAAAACAGUUACAUCGGGCGCUACCUGGCAUUUUCAGGCGGUUACAGUACGGAUAAUUUUGACCGUUAACAACCCCAUUUGUAUCCUCGUCGCAUUUUUUUUCCUUUUUCGUAUCUCUAUCCUUAUAUCUCGACGCUUUACGACCUCUGCCGAAAGGGCAAUCUAUCUGCUUUUAGUAUCAGGUACUGCACCUGACGACCGGCCAUCAACCAUCAAAGACUCAUCAAUCAUCACCUCUCCUAAUCACGUCGUAACUCGAUUGAUCGGCGAAACAAUCAACAUUUCACAUCAUGCCUAUCAAAUUCUCCAAGCCAGACACCAAAAAGUGGUUUACGUUGGAUUAUUGGCGACUCGACACUCCUCCGGCCUCCUAUGCAACUCAUGAUGGUUGGAGUAACGCGGAUGUCGAUGUUGUUCCUGUGGAGCAACGGAACUGGCGAGCUAUCAACUACCUCUUCUUGUGGUUGGCUGAUGGUGCCAAUGUUGGCACUAUGCAACAAGCCGGCUCUAUUGUCUCUCUUGGUUUGAGUUGGAGAGAGGCUUCUGUCGCCAUCGCCAUCGGCAACAUUAUUAUUGCUGUCGCGGUCACCCUUAACGGUGUGAUUGGCUCUCGACACCAUGUCCCCUUUUCCAUUGCCUCUCGUGCUUCACUUGGUUUUUACUUUUCUUAUUUUGCCGUCAUUUCCCGUCUCGUCCUGGGUCUUAUCUAUUUCGGUAUUAAUACAUUCAUUGGUGCAUCUUGCACCCUCAUCUGUCUCGAAGCUAUCUGGCCUCAGCUCAAGACCUACAACAAUACCAUCCCCACUUCCCAGGGUGUUACUAGCAACAAGAUGAUUGCAUACUUUGUCUUCUGGGCAAUUCAAUUCCCACUCGUGAUGAUCCCCCCUAGGAAAAUGCGAUGGUUAUUCUUCGUCAAGUCUCUCUUUGCUAUCGUUGCUGCUUUCGCCACUCUCGGCUGGGCUGUUAAGCAGGCUGGCGGUGGCGGUCCCAUCUUUCAGCAACACACCGCUCUCACAGGCUCUGCCAAGUCUUGGGCUUGGUUGGCCGGUAUCAACGUUGCUAUCUCCGGUAAAACCACUCUUGCCAUCAACAUUCCUGACUUGACUCGAUAUGCGCGAAAGACUAGUGACGCCUACUGGCAGAUUAUCUUCAUCCCUAUCGUCUACUGGGUAUUUUCCUUCAUUGGUAUCGUCAUUGCUUCUGCUGGCCAGGCCAUUUACGGCACCCUUUACUGGGAUCCCACUAGUAUCGUCGCCCUCUGGACCUCUCGAGCCGGAGCCUUUUUCGUCGCUUUUGCCUUCGGUUUCGCCACUCUCGGUACUAACAUCUCUACUAAUUCUAUCGCCACAUCUAACGAUUUUGCAUUCCUUAUUCCCAAGUGGCUGAAUAUCAAGCGAGGCGCCUUCAUUACCUCUCUUGUGGGAGGUUGGGCCACUUGCCCUUGGAAGAUCCAAGCUAGUGCGACUUCCUUGACCACCUUCUUGUCAGGUUACAUCAUUGUCUUGGCUCCAUUGGCAGCCAUCAUGAUUGUGGACUACUGGGUCCUUCGUAAGACCCACUUACACGUCCCUAUGCUCUAUCAAAAUGAAGGCAUUUACAAAUACACCUGGGGCAUCAACUGGCGAGCUUUUGUAACUCUUGUGGUUGUUAUCCCCGUCAAUCUCCCUGGUCUUAUCCAUGCCAUCAACCCCAAAGUUCCCAUCGGCAACUUCAGCUACUUCUACAAGGCCUCUUGGCUCACAUCUUUCUUCAUCGCCACUGGAGUCUAUCUUAUCCUUUCUUCCAUCUUCCCUCCUACCUCUACUUUCGUUGAAGCCACCGUCGAGAGCAUGGAUGAGGACAUUUCAGACCCCAUGACCGAUUCCAAGGGCUGGGAGAAGGAAAACGGGCGAGAGUCUGACAGGAACUACCCCAUCAUCAACUCUGUCUAAGUUUCAUGUCGCCAUACCGCACCAGAAAGAGAAUAGAAUAUCUUUAUCAAGAGGAUUUUUGUGAACAGUAAAAAUAUCGUUUACAUUCUUUCACAUUACUUGUUUUUAUAGCUUUUGAUCUAUCAGAGGAUAGUGACAUUUGUGUUAUAUAUGGGAUGUCAUGAACUUAUAAUUAUAACUCAAUUUAUACUUCGUUUUUGGGUUUUUGGUAUGCACUAUAUGUUUUAU